Molecule: messenger RNA, 3916 nt
Organism: Teleopsis dalmanni
Lineage: Eukaryota; Metazoa; Arthropoda; Insecta; Diptera; Diopsidae
Gene: thw
Product: probable serine/threonine-protein kinase nek3
Exons: 3
Coding region: 24-3692 (1222 amino acids)
Cellular component (GO): extracellular region
Molecular function (GO): chitin binding
Source: RefSeq, a predicted model, not a curated record
UCAUAGUGUUAAUACUUCUUGUAAUGCUGCACAGCACUUUGGCCGAUUCUGGAACACCUGCACGUGCUUUAGCUAAACGAACUGGAGCCACACAAUUCGAAGAGGAAAUAUACGAAACGAGUCCCGACUCUAAUGAACACAAGCACCAUCUUAAAAAACGUUCGUCAGAUGAGGAUGUAGACUAUGAAGUCUACCAAGGUGUAGUUGGUCGACCUGGUAUAGAUUUCCCCAUAUAUCCACGGAUACCAAAAACUUCAUUUAGUUGUAGAUCAUUCGGAAAUGGAUAUUUUGCUGAUAUGGAAACUGAUUGUCAGGUCUUUCACAUAUGUGAAGAAGGCCGCAAGAUAUCUUUCCUAUGCCCGAACGGAACGAUAUUUCAGCAAAGUGAACUCAUUUGUGAUUGGUGGUUUAAAGUCAAUUGUUUGGGUUCAUCUGGUUUUUAUGCUGAAAGCUCCGAAAUUUUGAAUAAGCAGAAAGUCCAACGUCUACGCCCAUCGGUACCUGUGCAAGGCUUUAAUAUCGUGGGCGGCGGUUUAAAUAUAAAACCAAAUAUAGGUAACAGUGUUGGACUUGCAAGACCACGUAAUAAAUCAGAACGUCGUAUUGACUCCAAUGAAGAACCAUCUGUAGAAACUAUCGAUUUUGAUGAUAUUUCUGCCGAAAAACCAAAAGUCUUAACAAAUAUCGAUAACAAUAACAACGAACAUGAAGCACAAGAGACUGCCGAAAGCGGUUCACUUAUAGGCGCCAAUAGACGCAACAAUUUCAAUUACGAUAAAGGUAAUACCGAUCCCAGUACUAAUAAAAUUAAGCAAAACAGUCGUGCCAAUACGACACCAAACAAUAGCAAACGUUCUAACAAUGAACGGGGAGCACAAACUAAAAAUAAUUGGAAUCCACCAAAUGGUGAGCCCAGCGAACGCGCACGUAAUGGUCAACGUGGUAAACAACGCUACAGAGAGGACAAAACACCAAUUACAGCUUCCGUAGAACUUAAUGGUAGCGGUGAAAAAACCACCGUAUUACGUGUACAAAAACCAUUGCAAGUUGUACCAUUCGAUAUAAGCGGCAGAUCCAAUGGCAAAAGUAGUAUUAGUGCGGAGCCAGCUGACCAAACUGAUUACUAUCAAACACAAUCUACACGCACUAUAGAAAAGUCGAAGAGUACUACACCAUCACAUUCAAUUGGCACUUACUCCACAGCUAGACGUUUAGAUUCCACAAAAACAACUGCAUUCUAUACACCAACAGUGCCAUCGGUUUCCAAGCCAAAGACUACAGAAGGCAAAAGUUAUUACGUGAAGGGUAAAGGUGGUGUAAACAAUCCAGCUACUACACCAAACACAAAUCGUUUUAACAGUGCGACUGGUACGAGUUUGGUACUUGAAUCAAGCACUACCCGCAAACCUACUACAUUUGUUGCUGAAACUGAAAGCACUAUUUCAACUACUUUCAAACCAAUCGUCAUAGGCAUGCGUCAUAACUAUGAUACUCCAGCUGAAAUUCAAAGAUUUAGCUUACAAUCAGGUAAUCUAUUGGCCUCACAGAAAGACAAAAAAAAUUUUGAGUUUACAACUACAACAGCUGCACCUACAGGACCUACAUACUUGCCUAAGAGCGCUGCAUCACCAACAGGUAACGAUGAUGCAGGUGGCGAUUCGGUACUAUUUGCACCCAUUCCUGCAGUAGGUGAUACGAUUUCACGCAAUGUUAACGAAAUGAUUAAAACAAUUAAUUUAAUAAAAGAUGAAUUUGAUGAUGUCUCGCAAAAUAAAUAUCAAGGCGAAGUACGUGCUGGACUUGAAAUUCCGCCAUCGUCCGGUCCAGAUGCAUUAUUCUCGCUUGCUAAAUACUUUGCUGCUGAACAAAAUGGUUCAUCUGCAAACGCUUUACCCGCUGAUGUUAAAGAGAGUAAAACUAAAGCGUUAGGAAAUGUAAAUGUGGGUUCAGCAAGAUCAGCUACAGGCUUGAAACCUUCUGAUACUACUGCUUUAUUAACCACACCUGCCACAGAUAAAGUAAAUGUCAAAUCUGAUGAUAUAGCGGCAGGGUUACUAAGAGAGAAAACUGUAACACAAUACAGUAAUCUUUUCGGCCUUAAAGACGCAAAAGGCAAACAACAAGAAGACACUGAAGUCAGCAAAACCGAAACCACUACCAGUUCACACUCACAAUUCGACAACACAAAAACCAGUCUUUUUCCACAAAUUGGAAGCACUGAUGCUACCAUACGCCAACUAGCUGAAAAAGCCGACUCACGUAAAAUAGCGCAAGUGUUUUCAAAUGCACUUAAUACUUAUUUAGAAGACCCCAAGACAUUCCGCGCACAAUUGGCAUCAGUACGACCAACAGAGCCGUCCGCGCAUAAACCCAACUUCGAAAUUGUAACAGUAACAGAUCCCUCAUUAUUUAAGUCAGGUACAGGCGCUUCAUACUUACCCACUAAACCUACACCAGCUAUUGAAAGUACAACUAAACGAGGCAACAUCGCGGCGGAAAUAAAUACAAACUUUUAUUACUCCACACGAUUUGCUGAUUUUACUAGCACUACCGAGAUUCAGGAUGCCACCACUUAUAAGCCAAGAACCGCUGGUUCAACACAUAAGCAUAGUCUACAAUUCUCCGGUGAAUUGUUGCCACCUGGUGCUGAUUCCGCAGAAGGUGACGCCGAUGAGUUCUUACAACGUGAGCAAACGCAAUCAUUUGUGAAAUCACGAAACAACUUAAACUUAUCAAGCCAAGAGACUAAACACAAAGGUGACAAACAUAAUGCAUUUAAACCAACUGAACAUCCUUGGCAGCAAGUAUCUCAAGCAGAGUUUCUUGAUCCAUUAACUAUUAACGAUGGUUUAAUGAAAGGAGCUAAAACAACCACAUCAAGUCCAUUCACAUAUUUGCCCAAGGAGACAACUACACAAUUUAGUACAACUUCUGAAGGAAAACUGCAAGUACUAUCCUCGUCUUCACAUCGUUUCAAUGGUCAACGCAAUAGCAUACAACAGGGCAAUGUGGAUAGCGCUAAACAUAGCAAUACUGUCCAACAUUCAACUACCACAGAUUCUUGGCAAGAAAUCUUCAACAACUACGACAUACCACGCGAAACUCUGCCUUCAAGCAGCGGUUUACAACGAAUUGCUAAUAAAUUAUUUGGUGGACUUAACGAAUCUGAGGCCCUACAUCUCAAAAAUGUAAUGCAACAAGCAGAACAUAAUCGUCAAGUACUCAGUUUAUUACUUUUACUUAUACAAACCUGCGAUGAUCAUAAUGGCAAAGCUUUGGAACGAUCUCGUAAACAACUUCUUAGUGCGCUAAUAGAUAUGGAUGGAAAGAUAAAAUAUAACAAAAAUCAAAAUGGCAGCUAUAAGGUAUUGUCAUCAGCUGUCAGUGGAACUACAACACGUGUUCCGGUGACCACUUACAGACGGGGCAGUGAUGAUAUUUUCACACAAACUACUACAUACUCCCCUACAAGCACCACUACAGACUUGUCAACAACAACAAUUUCUUCUACUUCAUCAAGCAGUAGCCUAGAAGAGACAACGAAAUUCGAAAUACGCGUUGAAGAUCCUGAAGAGGAGUACACUACGCCCUCUUCAGGUACAGUGAACAGGAACUCUACAUCGGAUAAGAGAGCGCUUGAAUUACUUAAGUCAUUAUACUCCUUAGCUUCAAAAUUCACAAGUAGACGAUAAAAAAUAGUUAUGGGACUAAACCAAAAUACUCAAUUCCUAUUAGCAAAGAUGGAACACGAAAAUAAAAGGAACACAAUAAAUUAAAAAAAAAACUGGAAAAAAGAAGAAGAGAAAAAUAAAUGCAGUUAAGGUUUGAGGUAUUUUUGCUUAUAUGCUGAGGCUAACUACGCUGAAUGUUGAAGAUGUGUUUUCUAGCAGUCAAAAUUAAGUGUAAAUUUUUAUCG